This is a messenger RNA of Helianthus annuus (common sunflower), 590 nucleotides long. RefSeq names its product non-specific lipid-transfer protein 1. Gene Ontology annotation, molecular function: lipid binding. NCBI's taxonomy places the organism in Eukaryota, Viridiplantae, Streptophyta, Magnoliopsida, Asterales, Asteraceae. Gene Ontology annotation, biological process: lipid transport. The record is from RefSeq and is a predicted model, not a curated record. The transcript is spliced from 2 exons. Gene Ontology annotation, cellular component: membrane. The coding region runs from base 60 to 401 and encodes 113 amino acids.
CUAUAGCAUUUCCUCACAUCAAAAACAAACACAUAAGAAACCACACUAGUUGUUUUACAAUGAUGAUGAAAGUUCUAUGUAUCAUGAUUAUUUGCAUGGUGGUCGUCGCCCCCCAUGCGGCAACGCUUACCUGUGGUGAUGUGAAUAGCAAGUUGAUACCAUGCCUAAACUACUUGAAGCAUGGUGGUAAGGUGCCCGUUCCAUGUUGCAAAGGUGUUAAGGGACUUAAUGCCGCCGCGAAAACAACCGCUGAAAAGAAGACCGCCUGUAGUUGCAUGAAGAAGGCUUAUAAACGUUUAUCUGGUAUUAAAGAAGACAACGCUGUUGCCCUUCCGAAAAAGUGUGGUGUAAGCAUCCCUUACAAGAUCAGCCCCCACACUGACUGCAACAAGAUAAAGUGAGCCCAUGUUGAACGGAUGAAGAUGGAAAUUGAGAGUGGGAGAGUAAAAACCUUUGACUAAGUAAUGCUAGAAUAAAAUGAAAACCUUAUUUUAUUAUUAAAGGGAUACACGUUUGUAUGUUCCUUUGCGUUCUAUUGUCUUUUGAUUAUAUAUAGUGGGUUUUUUGUUGUAUUAUGCUAUAAUUUGGUU